Molecule: messenger RNA, 2134 nt
Organism: Schistocerca gregaria
Lineage: Eukaryota; Metazoa; Arthropoda; Insecta; Orthoptera; Acrididae
Gene: ArfGAP1
Product: ADP-ribosylation factor GTPase-activating protein 1
Exons: 10
Coding region: 330-1652 (440 amino acids)
Biological process (GO): regulation of endocytosis; regulation of ARF protein signal transduction
Cellular component (GO): Golgi membrane
Molecular function (GO): GTPase activator activity
Source: RefSeq, a predicted model, not a curated record
AGUAGAUUGGGGUUUGUGUCGUGUGAACACACCAUAUUUGCAGCGAUCUUUUGCAUGUACAGACAUCUGCGCCAAUGUCUGCGCAGACAGAUCGUUGCGUGUGGACCGGGCUAUACACUCUGAGUAUGUCAUCUCUGCACGAAGCAUCUGCAGCGUACAUCGUUGAUCCAGUACACGUCAAUCAUGUCUGCUAUUGAAAGUUGACAACUCUGUGUUGGGAUUGAUUGGGGGUUAGGUUUAACCCCAGGAAUGUUUGUAGUGUGUGGUGUUGUAGUUUUGUGUGAGAUUUGAAAUGUUAUGUCCAUUGUAGUGUGAAUUUGAGUGUAAAUAUGGCCAGUCCUAGAACCCGCAGAGUUCUAUCUGAACUGAAACCGAUUGACGAGAAUUCGAAAUGUUUUGAGUGUGGAACUCACAAUCCACAAUGGGCCUCUGUGACAUAUGGAAUAUGGAUUUGUUUAGAAUGCUCUGGAAAACACAGAGGACUGGGAGUACAUCUGUCAUUUGUGCGGUCCAUUAGUAUGGAUAAGUGGAAGGAUAUUGAGCUUGAAAAAAUGAAGGUUGGCGGCAAUCGAAGAGCAAGAGAAUUUUUUGAAUCACAACCAGACUGGGAUGACAGCAUGUCAAUCCAAAGACGGUACAAUACAAAGGCAGCUGCUCUUUACAGAGACAAAAUUGCAACUCUUGCACAAGGCAAGUCGUGGGACCCAAAUACAUCUUCUGCUCAGAAGCAAGCAUCACCAACAAAAUAUAGUAAUUCCUAUGAGUCUGGAGACUGUGGUGGCAGUUACCAAAACAUGACAGCUGCAUCAGUGUAUGACCAAAAGGAAGCAUUUUUUUCUCGUAUUCAGAAUGAAAAUGCGCAACGGCCAGAUGGUGUACCUCCAAACCAAGGUGGGCGGUACUCGGGAUUUGGAUACACUAUGGAGACACCUCCUCGUAGUAGCUCUCAAGAAUUCUUUGAUACUGCAGUUUCCUCUCUUGCAAGUGGAUGGUCAGUAUUUUCAUCUUCGGCAAGCAAGAUUGCAAGCAAAGCAACGGAGGGAGCCAUCAAGAUUGGAGGGAUUGCAUCUCAGAAGGUAGCUGAAAUUAGUGUUUCUGUUGGUGAAAAGGUAAAGGAAGGCAAGCUGCUUGAAGAUGUUAGCUCUCAGGUGUCAAAUCUAGCAACAAAGGUAGGAGAUCUGGGCCGCCGUGGUUGGAAGGAUAUAGCAGGAACAAACACACCAGCUCCACAGAAUGAAUCUAGCCCAGAACCAUCCACGGAGAAGUCUUCCUUACUAAUUGAGGGCAGCAAUUCAGUUAGGAAUAACCAGUCAAGAAAUGUUGCAUCUGGAUUGCUAUCUGAACAGGAGACGCAGUCUUCCGUAAAUGCAGAGCCUGACGACUGGGGAUGGAGUUCAGAGAAGGCACAGCUUUCAAAGAGCCCGACCAGCUCAAAAUCGUCAAAUGACUGGGGAAACUGGAGCCCUGUGAAGGAGCAGACGCCAACACAAUCACCAUCACAGACCAGUAAUGGAACAUCUACUCGCAAGACUAAGAAGAAAUCUGGAGCAAAAGAAGGUCUCCUCAUUGACUUUGCAGAAGAUAAAAAUGGCACUGAUUGGAAUUCAAAAUGGGAUGAUGAUGCAUGGGAAAUGUUAAACAAAAAGGAUUAAAUACCAUAAAAUGGCAUUUAGAUGAUUUUCAGAUAUUGUAAACUUGUUUGCUAGAACUGCUGUGUGAUUCAGUGGUCCGUGACAUUUAACAUUCAAUUCUUGAUGGUCUUGAUGGUGUAAAUUGGCCAUACUUUGGAGUUCUUGCACAUAAUGACAAUAGGCAUUCUUUUAAUGCCAUCAGCAGUGAUAUCCUUCCUGUUAAAAUUUCUUAUCUUACAGCAGAACCAAAACUUUCAUAGAUAGAAAUUGUGGACACUGCUAAACUUGAAGGGCCAUUAAUUUUUAUUUUCGAAUGUGUAGAUUACGUAAACUUGUGUUGUGCACAAAUGUCAGUUAUCUUUUAAACUGGUUUUAAGUUUAUUGCAUAUGUAUCAUGCCUGUUGUUUUCAAGAUGAUUUAUCAAGAGUAUUGUAAUCUUGAAAUGAUAAUGUAAUGGUAUUUCAUCAACGCAUGUUUAUUCAGAAUAAGUAUUUUUUUAUGAA